Hevea brasiliensis (rubber tree) is the source of this 761-nucleotide messenger RNA. Its product is annotated as cytochrome B5-like protein. Gene Ontology annotation, molecular function: heme binding. Lineage: Eukaryota; Viridiplantae; Streptophyta; Magnoliopsida; Malpighiales; Euphorbiaceae. The transcript has 6 exons. Bases 195 to 551 code for a protein of 118 amino acids. Gene Ontology annotation, cellular component: membrane; intracellular membrane-bounded organelle. The record is from RefSeq and is a predicted model, not a curated record.
ACAGAAGAAGGCAAGAUCCCAAGAAAACACAGCGAAGCAGCCGAAAUUAAUCAAGAACACUGCACUCUCUCAAGCUCGCACUCGUGCUUUGUCCGCUUGUAUGCUCUCUCUUUUCUCGCGUUUUCUCAGCUGCCAAACGCAGUAUUUUAUCUCACACUGAAGAAGUAGAAGGAGCUGAAUCUGAUUUCUGAGCUAUGGUUGUAGCUGUGGUGGCAUUGAUUUUGGGUGUCUUAUUGGGAGGUUUUAUUUUGAUUCCUCGACACCUUAAAUCUGCUCAAAGACAAAAGGGGCACUCGACUACUAGUGAAAAGAAGGCAUCCAAAGUUUACAGUAAAGCCGAAGUAUCUCUGCAUAACAAGAGAACCAACUGUUGGAUCAUUAUCAAGGAAAAGGUGUAUGAUGUUACCUCAUAUGUAGAAGAACACCCUGGUGGUGAUGCCAUUCUAGCACAUGCUGGGGAUGAUUCAACUGAAGGAUUUUAUGGGCCACAACAUGCUACCAGGGUCUUUGACAUGAUUGAGGACUUCUACAUUGGAGAUCUAGAGCAGUAAUUUUUUUUACCCCAUUGGAUCGCAAAAUUGUCCAAACAAGUGUGUUGAGAGAAUAUUAUUCUUCUGUUGGCUUUCUGCCUUUCACCAAAAAUUUUUCCCGUAUCUUCCAUAUUUUUGGAAUCAUCUCUUCAUUAACUUUGUGAAACUAGUAGCCUCACCUCAUUCCGAACACAGAAUACAUUGCUAAUAUAAAUUAUUUGCAAGUUUUAA